ACAAUGUGCACAAUGUUCAGAUGUUACUGAUAGUACUGUUUUUAUUUGCUUAAAUUAAUAACAUCGCGUUUUUAAUGCGUCGCAGAAAUUAUACGUCACAUGUGAGGUGGCAGCAAUGGCGGCCGACUCAGCUAACAACUCUCUUCUGAUCAAUGAAUGUUACACAGACUUCCUGAGUGAGGAGUUUGAUGUGAAGACCUACACAGCUCAUGCCAUCCAUCAUGCAGUGAUCGCUGAACAUCUGGCCAAGCUUGCAGAGGGCAUCAGUCAGCUGGAUAAGGAGCUUCACUGCCAGGUUGUGGCCAGACAUGAAGAUCUACUUGCUCAGGCAACUGGAAUCGAGUCUCUAGAAGGUGUGCUUGAAAUGAUGCAGUCUCGGAUAGCUGCGUUACAGAGUGCUGUGGACAGGAUAAAGGGCAAAAUUGUUGACCCCUAUAAUAAGAUUGUGGCCCGGACGGCCCAGCUGGCCCGACUGCAGGUUGUGUGUGAUCUUCUCAGGAGGAUCAUCCGAAUCCUGUAUCUGAGUAAACGGCUCCAGGGUCAGCUUCAGGGGGGGAGCCGGGAGCUGACUAAAGCUGCUCAGAGCCUCAAUGAAUUGGACUACCUGUUUCAGGGGGUGGAUCUGUCCGGCAUCGAAGUCAUUGAGAACGACCUGCUGUUUAUAAGUCGUGCACAUCUGGAGGUGGAGAACCAGGCCAAGAGACUUCUAGAGCAAGGGAUGGAGAUUCAGAACCCAUCUCAGGUGGGAACAGCACUCCAGGUCUUCUACAAUCUGGGUAGUUUGAGAGAGACCAUCCUCAGUGUGGUGGAAGGAUACAAGGUGUCUGUGCAUGAGAGUAUCAUCAGUGCCCUUGAUAUUAAAGUCCUCACUCAGCCUGCCAACAUUCGUGGUGCCCCAGGUCGGGCUAUAAUGCCCACCCCAGGGAAUACAGCUACAUUUCGUGCUGCUCUAUGGACCAACUUGGAGAAGAUGAUGGACCAGAUAUGUGCUGCAUGUUCUCAGGUCCAGCAUCUUCACAAGGUUCUCACCAAGAAGAGGGAUCCUGUCACUCAUGUGUGUUUCAUGGAUGAGUUCAUUAAGGACGGCCAAUCGGAUAUCUUGUACACAUUCUGGGACUCAAUCACUCAGAUGCUGUCUGUGGAGCUUCAGAAAACCACAGAAGCCUCCACAUUCCUAAAGCAAGCUCUGGAGGGAGAGUUCCCCAAACUCCUGAGGCUCUACAACGAGCUGUGGAAGCGUCUACAGCAGUAUAGUGUUAAUAUACAAGGUCUCCUGGGACACAGCAGCUCAGGGCUGGAUCUAGACCUCACACUCUCUGAUACAGACACACAGGAUCUGUUCACUAAACCUGAGUAUGAUCUAGAGAAAGCUCUGAAGGCUUCCCUUCAGCCAUACGAAGCAGCGUACCUGUCCAAAUCUCUCUCUCGCCUGUUUGACCCCAUCAAUCUGGUGUUUCCACAGGGGGGCCAUAGCCCACCCUCUACUGAUGAAAUGGACAGCAUCAUCAAAACCUUUGGCAGUGAGCUGAACGUGGCUCUGGUGGACCCUGGGCUGACCAUUGCUGUGGUCAAAAACAUCUCCAAGACUGUGCAGCUGUUCUGUGUGAAGUCUGAGCAUCUGCUCUGUACUCAGGGUGACGCCAGCCAGGUGAUUGGGCCUUUAACAGAGGGUCAGAGGAGGAACGUGGCGGUGGUUAAUUCACUGUACCACCUGCAGCAGUCUCUGACUAAAGUGAUCUCCAUGCUGCCUUCCUUCCCUUCAGCUGCAGAGCAAGUGCUUACAGUGUCUUUAGAGGAGGUUCAGACUCUAAUGGACAGUGCAGUCCAGCCUCUGUUGACCUCUGUGACAGACUCAGUAGAAGCCAUUCUUCUUACAAUGCACCAGGAAGACUUCUCUGGUCCACCCACAGCUGGAGAGAAGCCAGACAUGCCUUGUUCUCUGUACAUGCGGGAGCUGCAAGGUUUUAUAUCCAGGGUCAUGAACGACUACUUCUGCCACCUGCAGUCAGUGGACUUCCUGUACGACAGAACAGAGGCCAUAGCACAGCGCGCCAUCACACUCUUCAUCCGCCACGCCUGCCUUCUGCGGCCUCUCGGUGAGGGUGGCAAGUUGAGACUGGCUGCAGACUUUGCCCAGAUGGAACUGGCUGUAGCUCCACUGUGCAGACGAAUAUCAGACCUGGGUAAGGCGUACCGCCUGCUGCGCUCCUUUAGGCCUCUUCUCUUUCAGACCAGUGAGCACAUAGCCAGCAGUCAGGCCGUGGGUGAUCUGAUCCCCUACAGUACAAUACUGCACUUCCUGUUCUCUCGUGCCCCAGCUGAACUCAAAUCCCCUCACCAGAGAGCCGAGUGGUCCGUAGCGAGGUUCUCUCAGUGGCUCGAUGACCACCAGUCUGAGAAGGAUCGCCUUGUUCUGAUCAGGGGCGCUCUGGAGGCCUAUGUACAGACUGUCAAAGCCAGACAGGGGAGGAAUUUUGCCCCGGUGUAUCCCAUCAUGCUGCAGCUGCUGCAGAAGGCCACCAGCAGCUUGGUAGAAAGAUGAGAGAUCAGGGAUUAGUGGGAAUAACGUUGUCCUGUUGUGUCCAUCACUACAAACUCACUCGCUCAGAUAUAUAUGUAUGAAUAUUUUAUCCCAGACUGGAGAGUAGAGGGGCAAGGGGGGGGGUUCUAAAUCAUCAUGUUAAACCGACUCCGUUACCGUGGUAACAUUGCCUCAUUGUUAAUUCAGUUUACUUUGAUUCUUUUCAGAUGUAACAGAUGCUUUUGUUGUAGCAGGAUAUUCACGUUUCUAAUCAUCUGUGUGAACAGAAGAGCUUUUAUAAUUCCACUGACUUAACAGACAUUUACACACACGAUGUCUUUUGAGAGAUUUCACCAUUCGUCUGCACACUGAUUAUUUAUUAUGACAUUUGAUUCAAAAUAAACAGAUAUAAAAGUA
Molecule: messenger RNA, 2938 nt
Organism: Tachysurus vachellii
Lineage: Eukaryota; Metazoa; Chordata; Actinopteri; Siluriformes; Bagridae
Gene: cog5
Product: component of oligomeric golgi complex 5
Exons: 22
Coding region: 116-2542 (808 amino acids)
Biological process (GO): intra-Golgi vesicle-mediated transport
Cellular component (GO): COG complex
Source: RefSeq, a predicted model, not a curated record